UUUUAUGCCUUGGGGUGAUUAUUUUUUUUUUAUUAUUAUUUUUAUCUAGCUUCCCAGAGCUCAGAACCAUGCAACUGGUUAAUUUACUCCUGAAACUAUCGCCUGGAUGUAAGGGAAAUGAAUAUCAGUCGUUAUAAUCGUGGAUGUACGAGCAUCAUCUCGUCCCGUUCGUGCUCAUGUGUCAGAAGCUUUAUUGAAUAUCCGACUCGACUCGACGGCUCUGACGGCUUUAGCUGCUGUUAGCUUCCGCCCCUGCUGGGAGAAACAACUGGGCUGAUUUCACAACCGCCAUCAGCCCCAUAAUGGCCGGAAUGCCGGAUAAUAUUCCUUUGCAGCCUGUACGGCACAAAAAACGACACGACAACAAGCAUAAAAUCGGGUGCUGCCCGUGGUCGAGGUGCUGUGGAGCAGGGGAGUUUCGCCCUCGGACAGUUUGGCUAGGCCACCCUGAGAAGAGGGAACAGCGUUACCCGAAGAACGUCAUCAAUAACCAAAAAUAUAAUUUCUUCACCUUUCUUCCUGGGGUGCUGUUUAAUCAGUUCAAAUACUUCUUUAAUCUGUACUUUCUGCUGCUGGCCUGCUCUCAGUUUGUGAACGAGCUCCGACUCGGGGCUCUCUAUACGUACUGGGUUCCACUGGGCUUUGUUUUGAUCAUCACCAUAGUGAGAGAAGCAGUGGAAGAAAUUCGAUGUUAUGUGCGGGACAAAGAGGUCAAUUCACAGAUUUACAGCAAGCUCUGUACAAGAGGAACCAUGAAGGUGAAAAGUAGUAGCAUCCAAGUCGGAGAUCUUAUCAUCGUUGAAAAGAACCAACGUGUUCCCGCUGACAUGAUCUUCCUACGGACAUCUGAAAGGAACGGCUCUUGCUUCCUGAGGACUGACCAGCUGGAUGGAGAAACAGACUGGAAACUGCGCCUCCCGGUGGCCUGCACUCAAAGACUCCCGACCGCAGCAGACCUACUACAGAUCAGGUCGUUUGUGUAUGCCGAGGAACCCAAUAUCGACAUCCAUAACUUCAUCGGUACUUUUACCAGGGAGGACGGAGACCCUCCAGUCAACGAGAGCCUGAGUAUUGAGAAUACGCUGUGGGCCAGCACUGUUGUUGCCUCAGGUACAGUGAUAGGGGUUGUGAUUUAUACCGGAAAAGAACUUCGCAGUGUUAUGAACACGUCCAAUCCAAGAAAUAAGAUUGGGCUUUUUGACUUGGAGGUAAACUGCUUAACCAAGAUUCUGUUCGGAGCCCUGGUGGUGGUUUCUCUGGUCAUGGUGGCCCUGCAACACUUCGCUGGCCGCUGGUACCUUCAAAUCUUCCGCUUCCUGUUGCUUUUUUCCAACAUAGUUCCCAUCAGUUUGCGUGUGAACCUGGACAUGGGCAAGAUGGUGUUCAGCUGGAUGAUCAAGAAAGAUUCAAAAAUCCCUGGAACUGUGGUUCGCGCCAGCACCAUCCCAGAGCAGCUUGGACGAAUCUCGUAUCUCCUCACUGAUAAGACAGGGACUCUCACACAGAACGAAAUGGUGUUCAGGCGUCUUCACCUUGGCACCGUGGCGUAUGGAAUGGAUUCCAUGGACGAAGUGCAGAGUCAUGUGUUCAGCGCUUACACUCAGCCUCCACACGACCAGCUGGCGUCUAGAGCACCGGUCACAACUAAGGUGAGGAAGACAAUCAGUAGUCGAGUGCACGAAGCGGUGAAGGCUAUCGCCCUGGUGCACAACGUGACACCGGUGUACGAGGGGAACGGCGUGACCGAGCAGGCAGAGGCCGAGCAGCACUACGAAGACACGUGCAGGGUGUAUCAAGCCUCCAGCCCUGACGAGGUGUCACUGGUCCAGUGGACAGAAAGUGUUGGACUGACUCUGGUGGGAAGAGAUCAGUCCUCUAUGCAGCUGAGGACCCCUAGUGGUCAAAUCCUCAAUUUCACCAUCCUGCAGAUUUUCCCUUUCACCUACGAGAGCAAGCGCAUGGGGAUCAUUGUGCGUGAUGAGACUACUGGAGACAUCACAUUUUAUAUGAAAGGUGCUGAUGUUGUGAUGUCCGGAAUAGUACAAUACAACGACUGGCUGGAAGAGGAGUGUGGGAACAUGGCUCGUGAAGGGCUGCGAGUCCUCGUGGUGGCUAAGAAAUCUCUGACAGAGGAGCAGUACCAGGAUUUUGAGGCGCGCUACGUCCAGGCCAAGCUGAGCGUCCAUGACCGCUCACUUAAGGUAGCCACGGUCCUCGAGAGUUUGGAGAUGGAGAUGGAGCUGCUGUGUCUGACUGGGGUGGAGGACCAGCUGCAGGCUGAUGUGAGGCCAACGCUGGAGAUCCUCCGCAAUGCUGGCAUUAAAGUAUGGAUGCUGACAGGAGACAAACUGGAGACAGCCACUUGCACAGCCAAGAAUGCCCACUUGGUGACCCGUAAUCAGGACGUCCACGUCUUUAGGCCUGUGACCACACGGGGCGAGGCCCACCUCGAGCUCAACGCUUUCAGGAGGAAGCACGACUGUGCUCUGGUAAUAUCAGGAGACUCUCUUGAGGUAUGCCUGAAGUAUUAUGAGUAUGAGUUUAUGGAGCUGGCGUGCCAGUGCCCAGCUGUGGUGUGCUGUCGCUGUGCUCCAACACAGAAAGCUCAGAUCGUGAGGCUGCUGCAGGAGCGCACAGGCAAACUCACGUGUGCUGUGGGGGACGGAGGAAAUGAUGUCAGCAUGAUCCAGGAAGCUGACUGUGGCGUGGGAGUGGAAGGCAAAGAGGGAAAGCAGGCUUCACUCGCUGCUGAUUUUUCAGUGACUCAGUUCAAACAUCUGGGCAGACUGCUCAUGGUGCAUGGACGAAACAGCUACAAGAGAUCGGCUGCCCUCAGUCAGUUUGUCAUUCACAGGAGCCUCUGUAUCAGUACCAUGCAGGCCGUCUUCUCCUCCGUUUUCUACUUCGCAUCAGUUCCUCUCUACCAAGGCUUUCUCAUCAUCGGCUACUCGACGAUCUACACCAUGUUUCCUGUUUUCUCCCUGGUUUUGGAUAAAGAUGUGAAAUCUGAGGUGGCUAUGCUUUAUCCUGAACUCUACAAGGAUCUACUAAAGGGUCGACCUCUUUCCUACAAAACUUUCCUCAUAUGGGUUUUGAUAAGUAUCUACCAAGGCAGCAUCAUCAUGUACGGCGCCCUGCUGCUCUUUGAGUCAGAGUUUGUGCACAUCGUGGCAAUUUCAUUCACCUCUCUGAUCUUGACCGAGCUGCUCAUGGUGGCACUGACAGUGCAGACGUGGCACUGGCUCAUGAUUGUGGCCGAGCUCCUGAGUCUGGCUUGCUACAUCGCUUCACUCGUCUUCUUACACGAAUUCAUCGAUGUCUAUUUUAUCACCACGCUGUCGUUCGUUUGGAAGGUGACCGUCAUCACGCUGGUCAGCUGCUUGCCUCUGUACAUCCUGAAAUACCUGCGCAGACGCUUCUCACCUCCCAGCUACUCCAAGCUGACCUCCUAGAGACGAUCAAGAAAUGUAAACAGAAAGACGCAUUUCCUGGGUGUGUUUUUUUUAUUUAUUUUUUUUUAAUUAUUAUACAUUUUUUGGUCAUGUGGGUGACUGAAGCAAUUUGCACAGGCUUUUGUUUUUCUAUUAAAAGCAGCGAGAAUGUCAAAGGGCCAUUCUGGAAGGUGUGUCUCAAAUAUAAUGCAUGAAUCUUCUCAUUUGUGCCAUUUGCAGUCACACCACAGCUAUGAAGCUGAGCCGGGCUCCUAAAGGGCCUUCAGAGCUGAAUCAUGAGGGUACUUUCAUGCUUGAUUGCUCGAGUGAGUCACUCACUAGUGAGGGCUAAACAUGCGGGUUACUGUAGCUACGGUGCGCACCGGAGCUUUUGAGAAUCCUGAGAGAAAUUAAUUUCGACUUCAUUUAUUUUACAAAGAAGGUAUAGGGAAAAGAGAGGAAAUUAAUUUAAUUAAAAAUUAAUUAAUUAAUUUUGGUUCAAGGGGGGCACGGUGGCUUAGUGGUUAGCACGUUCGCCUCACACCACCAGGGUUGGGGGUUCGAUUCCCACCUCCACCUUGUGUGUGUGGAGUUUGCAUGUUCUCCCCAUGCCUCGGGGGUUUCCUCCGGGUACUCCGGUUUCCUCCCCCGGUCCAAAGACAUGCAUGGUAGGUUGAUUGGCAUCUCUGGCAAAUUGUCCGUAGUGUGUGAGUGAAUGAGUGUGUGUGUGUGCCCUGCGAUGGGUUGGCACUCCAUCCAGGGUGUAUCCUGCCUUGAUGCCCGAUGACGCCUGAGAUAGGCACAGGCUCCCCGUGACCCGAGGUCAUUCGGAUAAGCGGUAGAAGAUGAAUGAAUGAAUGAAUGAAUGAAUUUUGGUUCAGACUUGAUCAUUUGAAAGGUAUUGCUGUGGAAAGUAUUCUAGAAAUUAAAUAUAUUGAAUAUAAAGUGAUUGUAAGUGUGUGUGCGCGCCCCUGUAGUGUAGUCGAUCUGUUUAGAUUAGCAUGUCGUCUCAGACGGUGGUGUUGGUUGGACGUAAGGUCACUGAAUACCAUUGUGUUGUGUCUAAAGACCAUGAUGAGUAUAACACACCACAAACAAACUGCUAUUUCAGCUCCCGUUUCUGCUCCCUCUAACCUUGUCCACUCUUGCGGUGACCUCUGGUUUCCCUCUGUCUCUGUGCAUGAAUGAGUAGAUUUCAGACAGAGCACUAACCACUUUUCCUUUUUCUACUACACUUAGUCUACGUCUCUCACAGCUCCAAAACUCUUUGUGCAUUGUCUACAUUUCACAUCAGGAUUGUACAUAAGCUAAACGAUCUAAUGUAUGCACUUAAUAUUGAUUAACUGUGUUUCAGCGUGUGGAUUCGUUCAAACGUCUUUUUUUUUUUUUUGGUAAGGUAACAAAGGUGACACUCUGACCAUGUGCCAUAUUGACCACUUUUCUUGCAGUCAGGGGUGACAACAUUUAUGGUUUUGCUAUUGCAUUUACGAUUUUGGAGCUCUUUUAUGGAGACAUGUGAACACUAGACUUUUGUGUUAUUUUAGCUAAAGCAACAAUCCAAGCAAGAUUAACGUUCACCGAAGGGGAAAGGACGAGGGACGUACGUGCGUACAGCUAGCAUCCGAUUCUGUUUCAUGUCGACUUCAUGCAGUGUUAGUCUUAAACUUGUAACUCUGACCUCCGACUUGGGAAGUCGUGCUCAUCCCCGAGUUCAAAAUGGCCACUAACAACAUUUAACACUAAAGUAUCAGUUUUUCAUUUUUCUAGGGUUAUGUGGUAUAAACUGGUAUUUUCGUGAGAUCAGUCAGAGUUAAAUAACAGAGUCUGUACAGUUUGCUUGUUUUUGAAGGAAACAAUACACAGUUAGUUUGUAGUUUUUCCCCCCAUUUGUGGCUUGAACUCAGAGCUCAAAAAAGACGUCAACCCACUUUUGAGUUUAUAAGUAUAUUCACAAGCCACGGUUUUGUGAACCAGUAUAAAACAAGAAGGUGUUGAUGGUUUAUGUUUGUUCUCCUUUAAAAGACCUUGUAAAAAAAUACAGGAUUUUUCUCUCUGAUGCUUGUUGUUAGCAGUGUUGGUACUUCUGCAUGCAAAAAGAUUUCUUUGUUUUAUAAGGACUCCAAUUUGUCCUCCUGGGUGCAAUAAAUUACAUUCAAGAAGGGAAUAGCUUAAUAAUAAAUUAAGGGAUAUUUAAACAUAACAAAUCCAUAUCACACGUAUUACAGUAAAUAAUCACUGAUUAAUUAUAAUGAUCAUUCAAACAGGUAACAUAUCAAGAACAAAUUGUCUUUGCUUUGAUUUGUGUUCACAGGCAUUGUACUACUGCUGACUUUGCAGUUGGACCUAGACUAGUGUACAAUGCCAUGUACUUCAUGUGAUUUCUGUUCUGUUCUUGUUAUUCGUUUUGUAAAUGUCCAAACUACUUUUUAUUAGUUGAUGACUUGUGAAUUGCUGUAUUGUAAAUAACAAACAAAAAAAAAAGCAUUUUAUUUAUUAACAUUUCUAAUUUGCGUUGGAAUUUGCACACUGAUAAAUAAUUGCCGAACAAAAAAGGGACAAAAUAACCGAGUGUCCGUGGCGUCUAAAUAAAGUAGGAGUUUUCUUAUCAUGGA
Messenger RNA from Tachysurus vachellii, 6043 nucleotides. RefSeq names its product probable phospholipid-transporting ATPase IIA. NCBI's taxonomy places the organism in Eukaryota, Metazoa, Chordata, Actinopteri, Siluriformes, Bagridae. Gene Ontology annotation, molecular function: ATPase-coupled intramembrane lipid carrier activity; ATP hydrolysis activity; ATP binding. Gene Ontology annotation, biological process: retrograde vesicle-mediated transport, Golgi to endoplasmic reticulum; phospholipid translocation; endocytosis. The transcript has 28 exons. The coding region runs from base 303 to 3452 and encodes 1049 amino acids. The record is from RefSeq and is a predicted model, not a curated record. Gene Ontology annotation, cellular component: trans-Golgi network; endosome; plasma membrane.